This is a messenger RNA of Otolemur garnettii (small-eared galago), 1140 nucleotides long. RefSeq names its product progastricsin (gene PGC). NCBI's taxonomy places the organism in Eukaryota, Metazoa, Chordata, Mammalia, Primates, Galagidae. Gene Ontology annotation, molecular function: aspartic-type endopeptidase activity. The record is from RefSeq and is a predicted model, not a curated record. The transcript has 9 exons. Gene Ontology annotation, biological process: proteolysis. Bases 1 to 1140 code for a protein of 379 amino acids.
AUGAAGUGGAUGGUGGUGGCCUUUGUCUGCCUCCAGCUCUUGGAGGCAGUAUCCAUCCGUGAAAGCAUGAAGGAGAAGGGCGUACUCGAGGAGUUCCUGAGGACCAACGAAUACGACCCCGCUCGGAAGUACCACUUCGGCGACUUCAGUACGGCCACCGGCACCAACAUCCCCAUGGAUGCUUCCUAUUUUGGCGAGAUCAGCAUUGGGACUCCACCCCAGAAAUUCAUGGUCCUUUUUGACACUGGAUCCUCCAACUUGUGGGUACCCUCUGUCUACUGCCAGGAUCAGGCCUGCACCAGCCAUUCUCGCUUCAACCCCAGUGCAUCUUCUACCUACUCCACCAAUGGGAAGAUGUUUCUCCUGGGUUACGGUAGCGGCAACCUCCUCGGCACGUUUGCCUUGGACACUCUAACUAUCCAGAGCAUCCAGAUCCACAACCAGGAGUUUGGCCUCAGCCAGAGUGAGCCCACUGCCAAUUUCAUCUACGCGGGAUUUGAUGGCAUCUUGGGCAUGGGCUACCCCUCCCUAUCUGUUGGUGGGGCCACCACAGUCUUGGAGAACAUGCUGUAUGCGCACCUUCUCAACAGCUCAGUCUUCAGCUUCUACUUCAACAAAACCAUGGGCUCUCAGUAUGAGGGAAUGGUCAUCUUUGGGGGUGUGGACGACAGUCUGUAUAGGGGAAAGAUCGUCUGGUUCCCCGUCUCUCAGAAGUUGUAUUGGCAGAUCACCAUUGAUGAGUUCAUCCUUGGCCAUGAGUACUCUGGCUUAUGUCUUCAGGGCUGCCAGGGCAUCGUGGACACAGGCACCUCUCGGCUCACCGUGCCCCAGAAUUACCUGAAUCAUGUUCUGCAGACCUUAGGGGCCAAGGAGGACUCAUCUGGACAGUAUGUUGUGAACUGUGACAAGAUCCCAUCCCUGCCCAUCUUCACUUUCAUCAUCAACGAUGAGCUGUUCCCUCUGCCACCUGCUAUAUACACCUUAAAUAACCAGGGCCACUGCACCGUGGGAAUUGAGGCUACCUACCUGACGGCUCCGUCCGACCAGCCCCUGUGGAUCCUCGGGGAUGUUUUCCUUAGGGCCUACUACUCUGUCUACGACAUGGCCAACAACAUGGUGGGCUUCGCUGCUGCAGUUUAG